Molecule: messenger RNA, 3215 nt
Organism: Leguminivora glycinivorella
Lineage: Eukaryota; Metazoa; Arthropoda; Insecta; Lepidoptera; Tortricidae
Product: WD repeat-containing protein 20
Exons: 3
Coding region: 617-2389 (590 amino acids)
Molecular function (GO): protein binding
Source: RefSeq, a predicted model, not a curated record
CGAUGAUGUGGACUCAUAGACUAAUUGCAUGCGGAAUUGCGGAUGUUAAAAGAAGCCAUAGUCCUUUUAAAUGCACUUGAAAAAAGUUAAACCAUAAACAAAACUGACGAACCGUCACGUUUGACACAUGACUGCUAUUGCCAGAUUUGUAUAAAUUUCACAAUUUCCGAGAUAAAAAUGACACGUUGAAAAAGUUGAAUAAAACACAUUUAUCUUCUUUAAUGCAGUUUUAAUACCAAAUUUACUCUAGAGCGUAACAUAUACACUAAAUUUGUAGGAAAUGUUUGGAGUGUUCAAAUUUAUGGACAAGUUUUAUCUAUCAGCGUAGCGUGAUAUUAUCGGAAUUCUUCCGGUAAUUCUCUUUCAGUAGUGUGGAAACCCUGCAGCUGACUUUUUAUGUUGAAUGCAAGAGAAAUAUUGAAUUCUACGUUUUAUACUUAUAAAUAAACAAUUAAAUUCACAAUUAGACGUAGUCAAAUGAGUAAAGUCGUCAUCGGUGAAUGCGGCAGCAUGCGUUGCUGCCGCGCGUUCCCGUACAUCCGUCGGCCGAGCUGUCACUUUUAAUCGGGGCUUCUGGUGGAGUUUAUGAAUAAUAACAGGAUAUUACUAUGAUAAUAUGGCCGUGCAGUCGGACUCCGGCGGGAAGGAUGACGUGAAGACGCAGUUCGUGACGCGGGAGGGCACGUACCGCCUGAUGACGCUGUCGGAGUACUCUCGGCCCAACCGGGUCGGGUACACGAGCGGGUCGGGCUCCUCUCACGUGCGCGUGUCGCUGGUGUCGCUGCCGCCGGGCCCGGGCGCCGCGCCGGGCUCCGACGGGCCGCCCUCGGACGACAGAAUAUGCUUCAACCACGGCAAGGAGCUCUAUGUGUAUGUGUACAGAGGAGUUAAGAAGGCUGCGGAUUUGACCAAACCAGUGGACAAGAAGAUGUACAAAGGCACAAACCCCACUUGCCACGAUUUCAACACAGUCACAAUGUCCCCGGACAGUGUGGCGCUGGUCAUCGGUUUCAGCACUGGUCAGAUACAGCUGAUAGACCCUAUUAAGAAGGAAUUAAGUAAAUUGUAUAAUGAAGAGAGACUGAUCGAUAAAACGCGGGUGACGUGUAUCAAAUGGGUCCCCGGCUCUAGCAACCUGUUCAUAACGGCGCACGCUUCUGGUCAGCUGUACGUUUACAACGAGGAGUUGACCUGCGGGACCACCGCGCCGCAUUACCAGCUUUUCAAGCAGGGCGACGGCUACUCAAUACACACGUGUAGAACUAAGUCGACGAGGAAUCCGCUGUACAGGUGGGUGAUCGGCGCGGAGGGCAGCUGCAUAAACGAGUUCGCGUUCUCACCUUGCGGGACCAACUUAGCCGUCGUCUCCCAAGAUGGCUUCCUCAGGGUAUUCCACUACGACACCAUGGAGCUGAUCGGGCGGGCGAGGUCGUACUUCGGAGGUUUUUUAUGCGUGUGCUGGUCGCCCGACGGGAAAUACGUGGUCGUCGGCGGCGAGGACGACCUGGUCACGGUGUGGUCGUUCAGCGAGCGGCGCGUGGUCGCGCGCGGGCAGGGCCACCGCUCGUGGGUGUCCGUCGUCGCCUUCGACCCGUACGUCGUCAGCUUCAGCGACCCCGAGAGCGAGGAGCCCGAGGAGGAGAGACAGAAGAGCGACGUGCAGUGCUACAGGCUCGGCAGCGUGUCGCAGGACACGCAGCUGUGCCUGUGGGACCUCACCGAGGACGUGCUGCGGCCGCCCGUGCGCGCGCGCGCCUCCGCGCACCUGUCGCCCGGCGCGCCCGCGCCCGCGCCGGCGCUGUCCCCCAACGGCGUGCCCGGCAAGCCGCCCGCCAAGUGCGCCAAGACCAACAAGAUCGGCCACAAGCACGCCGAGCUCAGCAACGCCGCCGCCGGCGAGCCCUCCGGCGCCAAAUCCAAAACGACGAAAGUCAACAACGUCUCCACGUUAAACAUAAGCGUCGGGAAAGCUAAAGAGGAGACCGCGAUAGGUGUGAAUUCAUUAACGCAGCGGCUGGCCGGGUUCUCGUUCGGGGAGCGACGGUCGGAGCACCGGCGGAAUUUCAGUCUGACGUCGAAACCGGAGCAGAAAUCGGCUUCGAAUACGGUGGCGAUGCGCGGGAAAUCCGCCGGUGCGCCCGACUCGUGCGAUCCCGUGAAGCUUAUAGGCACGCCGUCGUGCCCGCGCUUCGACGAGUGUCCCGUGCUUGAGCCGCUGGUUUGUAAAAAGAUCGCUCACGAGCGGCUGACGGCGCUUCAGUUCCGAGCGGAGUACUUGGUGACGGCGUGCGCGGACGGCUGCGUGAACACGUGGGCGCGGCCGGCUCGCGCGAGCAACGGCGAGGCGCGCGCGCACCGCAGGUUCGAGCGCAUCGACCUCGUCGACUAGUCCUGUAAGAAUAGGCGCUCCGGAUCCGCCGAGGCCCUACUUCAUUGAUGACGACUUCGAGUCCUAAGGUUCUUUUCCACUGUGAAGAGACAUGGAACUGUGCAGUCUGUUUUUAUAACUGCUGAUAGUGACGUUAUUGAAUCUGCCUCGCAUGUUUCGUCUUUCGUCAAUCGAUGCCGUUAUGAGGGUCUACCGCGACACUCGAAAUAUCUAUGUGUCUCUUUACAAUAAACAAGAGUGUCAGGCAAAUAAGGUAUUUUGAUUUUCGCGAUAGACUUCCUGAUUUCGGAAACUGUUUUAGCAAACGGAGCGAAAAAUUGUGUUGUAAACCAGCGUUUAAUCGGUUUUAAAAGUGUUUACACAAAGGAAGCAUGUUUUCAAUAUAGUAAUAGACUUGUUUAAUACGACUUCUAUCUAAAAUGUUCACUAUAAUAUUAGUCCCUAGUGGAAUUGUGAUUUUAAAUUGUAUUUCUACUUUUUUUUUGGUUAAAACUACUAACGUUCAGCUUAUCUGUAGACUUUUCUCUGGUUUUCUCGAGAGAAACAUUGUUGCAUUUAGAAAAUAAUAGAAUUAAUAUAAGAUGUAAUAUUUCGUACAUUUGACUUGACUGUUGAGCAACGAAUUAAUUUAAUUUAAUAAUUCCUUUGUGUAACAUUUUUAAAUAAACUUAAACUAUACAAAAUCAUUUUCAGAAGACUGUCCACUUUGAGAGAUGAAUAGAUAUAGCAGUGAAGGAAAUAUGAUUGAUUUUCGUUUGUUUUGAAAUCGAUCGAAAUAAAAUAAAUACAAUCGAUUCAAGUUAAAACAUUGAAGGAAUUAGUAUAG